Adineta steineri is the source of this 771-nucleotide messenger RNA. The record is from the annotation of a GenBank genome assembly. NCBI's taxonomy places the organism in Eukaryota, Metazoa, Rotifera, Eurotatoria, Adinetida, Adinetidae.
AUGGCUUCCAGUACUGUCGCAAAAACGUCUGCUCUUCGCUUCGCGGAUUUGGGUGUGCUACCAAAAAGAAUGCUAGCUCCGAUCGAAGGCUAUGAGAAUGAGCCACUUGUAUCACUCGAAGAUGCAGUGAAACCACUUGUUGACAUCGUACCAAAAGUCCAACGUAACGUAUGUAUUGUCAAGCAGAACUGUCAGGAACCAGAAGACGGCUUAACAAGUGAUGAGUCUGCUUCAAUUAUGCUAUAUACCUACGAAUCUACGCCACAAGAACACUCUCUCUACGUUAUUCUCAACACCGCCUUACGUUCUGAACAAAGACAAAGACUAGUUCCUUGGUUCCGCUACUUACGACUCGUAUUGACAGCAUUAGCUCGUCUUCCGUCUAAACAUUGUUUUAUUAAUCGAGGCGUCAGAGAAGACUUACGGGCACAAUAUCCGACAGGUGAAACUAUUAUCUGGUGGGGAUUUGCCUCUUGCACAUCAUCUAUCGAAGUACUUAAAUGCGAAAGUUUUUUUGGAAAAACUGGUACUAGAACUCUGUUUCAAAUAGAGUGUCAGACGGCCAAAGAUAUUAAAAAUCAUUCAUUCUUUCAACACGAAGACGAAAUUCUUUUAUUACCAGCCAGACAGUUUUUAAUUAAAGGAUGUCUCGAGUUUGACGAUGGCCUUCAUAUGAUACAACUGGAAGAAACAGAACCAGCCUAUCCUCUUCUUGAACCUGUCUCCGUACCAAAAUUACCAGUUCAAACACCAUCUACAGGUCAGUAUUGA